Molecule: messenger RNA, 1660 nt
Organism: Vicia villosa (hairy vetch)
Lineage: Eukaryota; Viridiplantae; Streptophyta; Magnoliopsida; Fabales; Fabaceae
Product: amino acid transporter AVT6A-like
Exons: 6
Coding region: 131-1462 (443 amino acids)
Biological process (GO): amino acid transmembrane transport
Molecular function (GO): amino acid transmembrane transporter activity
Source: RefSeq, a predicted model, not a curated record
CCUCAAACAUCCAAAAUCUCAAAUUCUCUACUUUUAAAACUUGUUUCAACUCAUUUAUUCUCAUUUUAACUCAGUGCAACUCCUUAUUUCAACACAUUACAACAACUCUCAAACUUCUGAAUUUGAAAAUAUGGAUAACAACAGAAACAGAAUUAUACUACGCAUGCCAAGCCAAACUACUUCUACUCGGUGUGAGAAAGCUGAGCAGGCUUCAUUUUCUGGGGCUGUUUUCAAUUUGUCAACCACAGUUAUUGGUGCUGGAAUCAUGGGCUUGGCUGCUUGCGUCAAGAAGUUGGGGAUGGUGCCCGGUCUUCUUGCCAUAAUCUUAACAGCAUUAUUGACAGGGAAGUCAAUUGAGUUCAUGAUCAGAUUUUCAAGGGCAGGAAAUAUUUCUUCCUAUGGAAGUCUGAUGGGGGAUGCCUUUGGUAAAUACGGGAAAGUACUGAUAGAAGCAUGUGUUGUAGUCGCUAAUGUUGGUAUUCUAAUUGUUUACAUGAUUAUUAUUGGUGAUGUUAUUUCUGGAACUGCCUCAAGUGAAAUUCAUCAUUCUGGUAUCCUUGAAGGAUGGUUUGGUGUCCAUUGGUGGACCGGGCGUACUUUUGUUCUUGUUUUCACAACACUUGCUGUGUUUGCACCUUUGGUCAGCCUUAAGCGAAUUGAUUCAUUGAGAUUCACAUCUGCAUUGUCAAUUGGAUUAGCAGUUGUUUUCCUUAUCAUUGCUGUGGGGAUCUCAAUUUUCAAGAUUAUAAGUGGAGGCAUUGGGAUGCCAAGACUCUUUCCAAUCAUUACUGAUGUAGCUUCUGUUUUUGAUCUAUUCACUGUAACCCCUGUGGUAAUGUCAGCCUACAUCUGUCACUAUAAUGUUCAUAACAUAGAUAAUGAACUGGAGGAUUCCUCAUGGAUGCCUGGGGUUGUUCGCACUUCCCUUACACUAUGCUCUUCAGUGUACGUACUGACAAGCUUCUUUACGUUCCUUCUAUUUGGGGAAGAAACUCUUGAUGACGUGCUAGCCAAUUUUGAUACUAUUCUUGGAAUUCCUUUUGGUUCUGUGCUCAACGACAUUGUUCGUAUUAGCUAUGCUGCACAUCUUGUGCUUGUAUUUCCUGUAGUUUUCUACGGAUUAAGGGUCAACAUAGAUGGUCUGAUAUUUACCUCCUCAAGAAGGCCUUUGGUUGCCGAUAACUUCAGAUUUGCAUCAAUUACUAUUGGCCUUGUUGUCUCUAUCUUCCUCGGAGCAAAUUACGUACCUAGCAUUUGGGAUAUUUUCCAGUUCACUGGAGCAACAGCUGCGGCUUGUGUAGGAUUCAUAUGUCCAGCUGCAAUCACUCUUAGGGAUAAAUACAACAUAGCAACUAAAACAGACAGGAUUCUGGCUGUCCUUAUGAUAAUCCUUGCAGUCUUGUCAAAUGCUGUGGCUAUAUACAGUGAUGCCAUUGCCUUGAUCAAGAAGAAUAAAACUUAAGGUGAAUUAUUUCUUGAUUUGAUAGUUCACAUUACAGGUAUUUUAAUGCUCUCAGAUGAAAGGAACAUAUCAGUCUUUUUUCUUAUAAGGUCUAAUGGGUUUACUUUCAUAUAAAGAAACUACCAUGUCCACUUGAUUGAAAGAGACAGAAGAAAUAAAUAAAAACUUAAACCCGUAUAUUUAUACGGUGUUUGAGAA